This is a messenger RNA of Rhodamnia argentea, 2712 nucleotides long. RefSeq names its product receptor-like protein 7. The transcript is spliced from 3 exons. The record is from RefSeq and is a predicted model, not a curated record. Gene Ontology annotation, molecular function: protein binding. The coding region runs from base 1 to 2712 and encodes 903 amino acids. NCBI's taxonomy places the organism in Eukaryota, Viridiplantae, Streptophyta, Magnoliopsida, Myrtales, Myrtaceae.
AUGGCACCCUCGAUAUUCUUCCCGUUUUGUUCUUGGAUCGUCUUCCUCAUUUUGCCUCCCGCUUCCUUUGCUAAUUCCCUAUGCCAUCCAGAUGAGAGCUCAGCCUUGAUGGAAUUCAAGCAAAGUUUCAGAAUCAACAGAACAGAGGAGAGUUGUGAUUAUCCAAAGGUUGAAUCGUGGUCACUAGCUCGACAUGGAGAUUGCUGCUCAUGGGAUGGCGUACGGUGCGAUGAGGCUACCGGUCAUGUGACAGGUCUCGACCUCAAUGGAAGUUGUCUCUUUGGUACCAUAACUUCCAACACUAGCCUCUUUCGCCUACUCCAUUUGGAAUCGCUCAAUCUCGCUUUCAAUGACUUCAACUUUUCCUCAAUCCCAUACGGUUUUGGCAAUCUUUCCAAGUUACACUACCUUAAUCUAUCUGAUUCCAAAUUUUCAGGGAAAGUCCCGUCGGAUAUCUCGAGGCUCUCGAGAUUAAUUUCUCUUGAUUUGUCUUUCAAUGGGGAUCUUGAGAUGCCCAACCUAGGCAAUUUUGUUGAGAACUUAACUAUGCUUAGAGAACUUGAUCUCUCUUCUAUAACCAUGUCAUCACCAUUCCCUCAUGUACUUGCAAACUUGUCCUCUUUGAAGUCGCUUAAACUUGUAGAAUGUCAAUUGCAUGGAGAAUUUCCGGUAAGCAUCUUUCAGUUACCAAACCUGGAAGUCCUCAACGUCCAAGAUAAUGGCAACCUUUAUGGUUUUAUUCCUGAACUACAUUGGGGUAAUCCCUUGAAGUCAUUGUCUCUUUCGGGAACGAAUUUUUCGGGGGAAAUACCUGUUUCGAUCGGAAAUCUUAUUUUCUUGAAUGAAUUAUUAAUUUGGGAAUGUGAUUUCUCGGGUUCACUUCCUGGUUCACUGGGUAAUCUUUCCGAGCUCGCUCUUACGGAUAUAUACGAAAAUAAAUUUCAGGGUUCACCGCCCGCUUCACUGGGUAAUCUUUCGAAGCUCACGUAUCUGGCUAUGUCAAUGUGUGAAUUCCAGGGUCAAAUCCCCGCUUCCUUCGCUAAUCUUACUCGGUUGUCCUCUCUAUAUCUCUCUUCUACUAAUUUCAGCGGUGGUAUUUGGCAUUGGCUUGCCAACUUGGCAAAACGGACCGAGUUGGACCUCACAGAUCUUAGUGGGAAUAAUUUGAGUGGCACCGUGGAUUUGCACAGACUCGAGAACUUGAAAGGUUUAUCUUUGGACUUCAACAACAUAUCUUUUGUCGGCAGGAUCGAGAUGAAUACCACGCUUCCAAAACUUUCUAGUUUAAGGUUAGAGUCGUGCAACUUACAUGAGUUCCCCAAGCUUUUAGGCCACCUAAACGGAUUAGAGAGCAUACAACUUUCACACAAUAAAAUCGGAGGGAGUAUUCCAUCCUGGAUGGGGAAUGGUAGUAGAGAAUCCUUGUGGUAUCUAGAUCUUUCUCACAAUUUUUUAACUGGCUUUGUGGACAACCGCAUCAAUCUGCUGCUACCUAACUUGACCUAUCUUGACAUUAGUUCUAACUCACUCAAAACGGGGCUCCCUACUCCACCUCCAUCAGUGUCUUAUUACAAUAUCUCCAACAACAUCCUCUUCGGAGAUAUUCAAUCUAUUUGUAGAGCCAAGUCCCUUGUCAUUCUUGAUUUGUCCAUCAAUAGUCCGAAUGGCACAAUUCCUUCAUGUCUCAAAAACAUUCAUUCUUUGGCAGUUUUGAAUCUUGGAAAAAAUAAACUUGACGGAAGCAUUCCUCAGGCUUACCCUAAAGGUUGUGCAUUAACUCUUAUUGACCUCCUAUCAGAGUUGACCAACCUGAAAGUUAUUAUCUUGAAAUCUAAUAACUUCCACGGUCCAAUAAAACCACCUCAAAGCCAAUUCAAUUUUAGCAACUUGCAUGUCAUGGACCUUUCCGACAAUAGUUUCAAUGGUGAACUUCCUUCCAAGUUGUUGCAGAGUUUCCAUGCCAUGAAAGUAGUUGCUGCUCAAGAUCGGUUGGAAUAUAUGAGUACUACGGAAGAGUUCUCUAGAUUUAUAAUGCCCUUGGAUUAUGGAAUGAAAUUGACUGAUAAAGGCACAGAAAGGGAAUACUCGAAGGUUCCAUAUGCCCUUAUGGGAAUUGACCUCUCCAACAACAAAUUUGAAGGAUGCAUACUUGAUCCGAUUGGAGAUUUGAAGUCACUUCUCAUGCUUAAUCUUUCGAACAAUGUUCUUACCGGUCCCAUCCCGCCUUCCUUAGCAAAUCUGACAAAGUUGGAAUCUCUAGAUCUUUCUCGGAACAAGCUCUCGGGAGAGAUUCCUCCACAGCUAGCCCAACUUACAUUUCUUGCAUAUUUCAACGUCUCUCAUAAUCAACUGUCGGGACCAAUUCCACGAGAGAGUCAGUUCAACACAUUCACGAUUGAUUCAUUUGCCAUGAAUGAGGGGUUAUGUGGAAGUCCUUUGCCAAAAAAAUGCACAAUGGCUGGGGAUAACUUACCAGUACCACCAUCUCCCCAGGAAGAAAUCGGCGAAGAGUCACCAUUCAACUUGGAUCGGAAAUUUGUGCUAAUUGGGGCUGGAGUCGGGUUUUUGAUUGGGGCUGUGCUAGGGAAUUUGAUCAUUGACCAGAAGAGUAGGUGGUUCUUACACUAUUCCAAGAGAAUGGCAAAAAGAUGGAACGGAUCGAGAAGGCACCGAACAACAAGGAGUUGUACAUGCGAUCGGAUACUUAUGUGA